Ruditapes philippinarum (Manila clam) is the source of this 763-nucleotide messenger RNA. RefSeq lists its product as uncharacterized. NCBI's taxonomy places the organism in Eukaryota, Metazoa, Mollusca, Bivalvia, Venerida, Veneridae. Bases 203 to 763 code for a protein of 186 amino acids. The record is from RefSeq and is a predicted model, not a curated record. The transcript has 10 exons.
UUCGUGUUGGUUGUUCAUUACAGAUGUUCUAUCUAUAAUGACUCUUAAAGACAUGUAGUCAACAAUCGGUUGAAAAAUGAAUAACGAACAAAUGAAUGUAGACAAUACAACAUAUCGAAUUGGAAUGGAACGCUUCAGCUGUUAAAUCACCUUUCAAUUUUUUUGCCUUUGGUACAUUAGCAUUCAUUGGAAAUUAUUGGCGAUGACCGGCAUCAAACAAAAUUCUGGGCCAAUAUUGACAGGGUCUUGGGUUUGUGUAAUAGCUUUUGUGGUAGCGUUAGUGGGAAUAUACAUCACCGAUUGGAUAAAAUGCGCAUUUCUACUUUUGGUUAUUGUAUCACUUUUUCUUGCAUCAGGAGCAAGACAAUGGGAAACUUGCGUCUGGAUUAUAGCGUUUGUGCUACUUACAGCGGGAAUAAACAUCACCUGCACGUGUCUACUUUUGGUUUAUGUAUUACAUUUUCUGACAUCGAACCAAUGGAGGUCUUUGAUCUGGGUUCCAGCGGUUGUGGCAGCUUUAGCUGUAAUAUACAUCACCUACCGGUUAACAGGGUCUUGGAUCUGGGUAACAGCUGUCGCGGCAGCUUUAGCUGGCAUAUACAUCUCCUACCGGUUAUUAGGGUCUUGGAGUCGGGUAAUAUCGUCUGCGGUAGCUUUAGUGGAAAUAUGCAACAACAACUUGGAAAGAUGGUCUUGGAUUUUGAUUAUAGCGUUUGCGGGAGCUUUUAGUAGGAAUACACCUCAUCUCCUGGAGAAUAUGUAA